Molecule: messenger RNA, 471 nt
Organism: Miscanthus lutarioriparius
Lineage: Eukaryota; Viridiplantae; Streptophyta; Magnoliopsida; Poales; Poaceae
Source: the annotation of a GenBank genome assembly
AUGGGGGCGCACCAGCGCGAGGGCGACACGCGCCGCGGGGCCCCGCCACACGGGCUUGCUCCUCUGUGGCAGGCAAGGCCGCAGGCAGGGUCGCCGGCCUCCAUCCGGUCGUGCGCUCGUGCACCCGCGCGGCGGCCCCCGUCUUCGGCUUCCAUCCGGGCCAUCCCUUCCCCGCUUCCGUCCGCGCGGCCUCGAGUGCUCUAUGGGUGGGGUGUUGACCCGUCCGGCGUCCGGCGUCCGGCGUCCGCCUCCCGCGGCAGCCGGCAGCACUGCCCGAUGGGGUUUGAAAUUGACCCUCUCGUGGAGUCCGUGGUUCGCCCGGGGCGGCAAGGCGAGUGGCCGCAGCAAUCAUCGCGCCAUGGAUUGCCUCCGAGCCUUGGCGCGGCGAAAGCAAGCACACGGACAACACAGGGGCCAGGGCUGGGCUGGCUAAGUGGCCAGGCUAGCUACCUUUGCGUCUACAAGUUGUAG